AUGCCAACGGCCUGGGAGAAGUACUACAAAGAGGAUGAAGGCCUGAACCUGGAUGUUGGGGUUUACAUGAAGGCAUUGGAGUAUGCCUGUGAUGUAGAAGCUGAGGUCAUUGGGAAACCAGACCCCAUGUUCUUUCAGAAGGUUCUAGACGACAUGGGGAUUCAGUCACACCAGACUCUGAUGAUUGGUGAUGAUCUGGCGAAUGAUGUGGGCGGGGCCCAACACUGUGGAAUGAAGGGUGUCCAAGUGAGGACAGGAAAAUACAGGCCCAGUGAUGAGAAGCACCCCACAGUAACAGCUGAUGGCUAUGUGGACAACCUGGCGGAGGCUGUGGAAACCAUCCUGAAGCUCCGGGGCCAGUGAGGAGAGGACAAGGAAGAACCACCUUCACCACCACAAUACACCACACACAGUGAUUUACUCUCAUACGAUCUGACCACAGGGAGUAACCCACUAACAUAGAGAGCCAUGGAGAGAUAGAAGAACAGUCUUAGAGGAGCUAGAGCCUUGUUGGAGCCAAGAUGGAGGAGCUAGCAGAACAUGGUCUUAGAGGAGAUUGAGCCAUGUUGGAGCCAAGAUGGAGGAGAUAGCAGAACAUAGUCUUAGAGGAGAUUGAGCCAUGUUGGAGCCAAGAUGGAGGAGAUAGAAGUUAAUAACCUCAUGGUCAGAGGGCAGCUAGUUAGGUAAGUUAAUGACCUCAUGGUCAGAGGGCAGCUAGUUAGGUAAGUUAAUAACCUCAUGGUCAGAGGGCAACUAGUUAGGUAAGUUAAUAACCUCAUGGUCAGAGGGCAGCUAGUUAGGUAAGUUAAUAAACUCAUGGUCAGAGGGCAACUAGUUAGGUAAGUUAAUAACCUCAUGGUCAGAGGGCAACUAGUUAGGUAAGUUAAUGACCUCUUGUUUACCUGAAGGUGCCUAAAGCCAGUAGCCUCUUUACACACUGAGGACGGACUGGAUGGAGAUGGACUGGGUCUAGUGGACUGGGUCUAGUGGACUGGGUCUAGUGGACUGGGUCUAGUGGAGUGGACUGGGUCUAGUGGACUGGGUCUAGUAGUGGGCUGUGUCCAUGUGAUAGUACUGUGGAUUUAGCUGACUAAAUUAAUGUUUUGGAUUAAAAUAUAUAUACUUCCACCAUAAUUUGCUAAAUAAAUUCAUUAAAAAUCCUACAAUGUGAUUUUCUGGAUUGUUUUUCUUAUUUUGUCUAUCAUAGUUGAAGUGUACCUAUGAUGAAAAUUACAGGCCUCUCUCAUCUUUUUAAGUGGGAGAACUUGCACAAUUGGUGGCUGACUAAAUACUUUCUUGCCCCACUAUCACUCCAGUGUUAAUUUGCUAUAUUGUAAUUACCUCGCUACUAUUUACUGCCUUACCACCUCAUGACAUUUGCACACACUUUUUAGACUUUCUUUUUUUUCUAUUGUGUUAUUGACUGUACGUUUGUUUACUCCAUGUGUAACUCUGUGUUUGUUGUUUGGUGUCGCACUGCUUUGCUUUAUCUUGGCCAGGUUGCAGUUGUAAAUGAGAACUUGUUCUCAACUGGCCUACCUGGUUAAAUAACGGUGAAAUAAAAACAUGUCUUUUCUUUA
This is a messenger RNA of Oncorhynchus masou masou (cherry salmon), 1580 nucleotides long. Its product is annotated as phospholysine phosphohistidine inorganic pyrophosphate phosphatase-like. The coding region runs from base 1 to 363 and encodes 120 amino acids. Gene Ontology annotation, molecular function: phosphatase activity; inorganic diphosphate phosphatase activity. Gene Ontology annotation, cellular component: cytosol. The record is from RefSeq and is a predicted model, not a curated record. The transcript is spliced from 5 exons. NCBI's taxonomy places the organism in Eukaryota, Metazoa, Chordata, Actinopteri, Salmoniformes, Salmonidae.